This is a messenger RNA of Aspergillus versicolor CBS 583.65, 2427 nucleotides long. Its product is annotated as Het-C domain-containing protein. The record is from RefSeq and is a predicted model, not a curated record. Lineage: Eukaryota; Fungi; Ascomycota; Eurotiomycetes; Eurotiales; Aspergillaceae. Bases 1 to 2427 code for a protein of 808 amino acids. The transcript is spliced from 3 exons.
AUGGCGGUUUCUGCCCAAACACUAUGCAUUGUUUUUUUUGUUUUCUUCUCUCUUUCUGGAAAAGCCAAUGCAUUCGGUGCCGGAAACAUUGCGUCAAUUUCCAAGAUCGAGGGACAGAAUUGGCGCCAUGGAGACAUUGAGGAUGCCCUUCUGACCCUGUUCUUAGCUCGUGCAGCCGGCGGUCGGAAGUUCAGCAAGCUUGAUGUUCAGCGUGUUUAUUUUGGGAAUUGGCUGCGGGACUAUAGCCAAGCUGUUGACGUUGGAACUGUGAAAUAUGUUAGUGCCGAGGCCAUUCGGAUUCUUUUAUGGGUCCUUGGGUUCAUGAGUUUUGGGUAUGGUACGAAGGAGUUCGAAGUCACGACAGAACGCCUUGGUUGCUAUCAGCCCACUGAACACAUUGAUAAUCCUCUUGGAUACGCUGAAGGCGAAGACGCCCGCAACUAUGACCGGCGUCUCAGGGGUCCUGUUGAUAAGAAACGUGAAUUGGCUAUUGAUCCUAGGACAGGCCUCAAGAACUACAUAGCAAAUGAGCGCAUGGACAUUGCAACCUCCGCUGCUCUUGUGCGACAAGUCUUGGGCCGAUCCGUUCAAUUGGGACGAAAGUAUGCAAGAUCAAAUAACGAUGAAGAUUUGCAUGAAGCCCUCCGUCUUCUUGGGACCGGCCUGCAUUGCCUGGAAGACUAUGCCGCCCACUCCAAUUAUGUGGAGUUGAGUCUCAUCGAACUUGGUGAAUCGGAAGUUUUUCCUCAUGUUGGACGGAAUGCUAUGGUUGAAAUUGAAGAGGUUUCGAAUCCAGUCUAUCCUAUUGUAACAGGCACCUUCGGAGGCGUGGACUUUUUCCACUCGGUGCUUGGUGAAAUAUCAGAUAAAACGACGCAGUCCGAGAUUCAAUCGUUGGAAGGUGUUAUUAAUGAAUCUCAAGCUGGUUCGCAGCCCCAAAGCUUACUUCGGGACUUGUUGAGCAAGAUUCCCGACGGACUGAUCGGCAACAGCGAUGAGAAAGUUGGUAGGAUGGAUGAACUGAAAGCUGAAACAAACAACACAAAGGAAAGAAACAAACACGUUUCUCCGCGCAAACCUGAAGAGUGGGCUAAAUAUUUGGAUGACGUCCAAAAGCAGAUUUACCCCGUUCUGGAGUGGCAUGACGACUUGCUCAAGUCUAUCAACAACGCGAUCGAAAAAAUUCCGGUUUUGCCAGACCUGAUCGAGCAAGUUUCAGAGCAAAUCUCGGUCGCUGUUUUUUCCAUUCUCGCUCCCUUAGUUCUGCCUAUCAUUCAACAGGUGAAGGCAGAGCUUCAGACAGGAUCAUCUGAAGUUAUCCAGAGUAGCAGAGAGCAACAGCAUAUUGUCUUCAACGAUGAUUAUUGCAGCGACCCCACCCACUCGAUGCUUUCCAAAGAUCAUUUCUCCAAUGUUCUCAAUGAACCUGCUGGUCGUGUCGCUUCUCAAGUUGUCAAAUGGACCGUGCCACAGCUGAUGGAGCUAUGGGAUGAUGAUGAGGCUGAUAUCAAGACCACCUUGGAUAGAAUUGUUUCUGGUGUUUUCCACCACCCGACAUUACGUCGCGGCGGAAGAGAUGGUUCCAGAGAUAUUCGCCAAAUCAUGUUCGAUACCGUGAGAGAAUGGUGGGAAGGUAAGUCGAGGCAUGAACUUGAUAGCCUCCGUGAGCAGCUUUCUCGCAGUGGCGUUAAGCAGGGCAAGAAUCAUAAAGAGGGUGUUCAUGACUCUGGUCACGGUUGCGGAAAGCCGCUUACCACACACAAAAGCGGCUCCCAAAACCCGGGCCAAGGCCACAAAUCUGAAACUAGCGGAAUCGAAAAGAUAGCCUCAGAAGCUGCUGGCGGGGGGGCGCUUGGUGGCCUUGUUGGUGGACUUGUGAGUGGCGUCGGGUCGAUGAUACUUGGCAACGAGUCCAAGGGAGACUCGAAACCUGUGCAGGGAAGAGAUUACGGUAGCGGCCAGGAAAGACGAGAGCAUACAUAUGAGCAACAUCACAAAGCAUAUCACUCCUCAACUCAACGUCCUGGGGACCCUGUCGAGGAACUUGGACAGCGGGAGCGCCACCAUCGCAAGCAUCAUAGUCAAGAGAGCCAUGUCCCGGUCGAGAGCAGUGACGAUUCUGAUAAUGAUCGCAGAAGGCACAAGCAUCACCACAGGCAUUCCAGCAAACAUCGGAGCCGAGAGCGUUCCAAAGACCCUAGUAGCGGCUCUGAAAAUGAGGGAACACGGCGCCAAUACCAUUAUAGCCAGCGUGAGAAAACAUAUGAUGAAGGCCGAGUCAGAUACGUCCAACAGGAUUCGGAGGAAUACAGGCCCGGGCGUGCUGAAAGAACUGAAUACUCAGAAUUGAGUUAUGGGCAUGACAGCCGCUCGUCACACCGCCAUGAACAGCAGGGAUACUCGCAGGACAGCAGGCCUAAACAGUAA